ACAAGAACAAUGGUGUUUGGUGAUUUUAUAUGGUGUUUGUAAAUGCACGUCAUGUAAACAAAUCGGAACAUGACUAUUUUAUUUCAUGAUAUAUACUGAAAUUAGUGUAAAAAGGCUUACAUUUAACAGAGAUUCAAUAUUUACCAAGCUAGGGCUUCUAAAAGUUUUGAACCUCAAUCGGUCUUGGCGCGCAUCGAAUCACACAUUUACUGAGUGCUGAAAGAUUUACAGUGAUAAACUAUUGUCUCAUAAGGUCAACAUAACUGCAAGGCCUCAAAGAUAAACACGACCCCUGUGACGUCGUAUUCAUCCAUGUGUUACAGUUUGACCAUUAAGUGGAUAAGAGCAAGAAGAUGACAAUGAUGCAAUGAUGAAAAGAUGAUGAGAAUGCUUUUGCUUCCAUUAUGCUUAAUGCAUCUGAAAGUAGCUGGUACCAUCACAUUAACAACUGAUAAUUCUUUAGUGGAAAUUGACGAUAAGGUAGCAAUGACCUGCAUCGACACAGAGGAAGUGGCUAUAGAAAUAUACUUUGCUGGACAGGCUAUUGGAAACUGUAAUCUGUUUGGAGGGACUAUUUGUGCUGUUUCAAACGAAACAUUAUAUUCAGUGUCAUUUGAUGAAUCUCCAAUAGGAUAUAACCUUUUGACGUUUACCAUAAACAGUUUUGCUGCUAGCAAUUGUGGAGAAUACACCUGCCUGAAAAAAUCAGACGCCAGAGUUAGGGAUACAACAACAGUGGGGCAUAAAUUGUCCUAUGGAGAUAGCUGUGGAACAUGUGGACAAUGUUCUCCCUCUACCAGUAUGAGCUGCUCUGGCCAUUCAACCUGCAUGUGCAACUAUGGUUACAAAUAUAAAGACAAUGGUUGUGAUAUUGACCAAAGUGUGGAAGCUGUAUUAGGCAAAACUGCCACAAUAAAUUGUAAAAUUACUGGAGAAUUCUCAAGUCCACGCUGGGAUGACGGCUCAACAACUAAGGUUUAUAUGGAUGAGGGACAGACGACCUUUAACACAACCAACUCUAGACGGUCUCGGUCUAAGGACACAAAGAACCUCAUCAUUACUUCAAUUGAGGAUAGUGAUGCUGGAACGUACAGGUGUAGCAUCACAACACCAACUACAAAAGAUUAUACAGCAACACUGAAUGUCACCAAACCCACUGCUAUUGGCAAAGGCGUCAAAGUUGUAUUGGGUAAAACGGCCAUAAUAAAUUGUAACAUUACUGGAGAAUUUUCAAAUCCACGCUGGGACUAUGGCUCAACAACUAUGGCUGAGGGACAGACGACCAUUAACACAAUUAACUCUAGAUGGUCUCGGUCUAAGGACACAAAGAACCUCAUCAUUACUUUAACUGAGGAGAGUGAUGCUGGAAUAUACAUGUGUAGCAUUACAACACCGACUACAAAACGUUAUACAACAAACCUGGCAGUCAACAAACCCCCUGUUACUAAUGUGACUAAUGGGAAGGAUCCUGUUUCAGCUGUACUAAUUUUGGUGUUUCAAACAUUUGUCAUCAUUCUUUUACUUGUAUUUGCUUGGAAAGAAGUUAAAGCAGAAAUCAAAGGGAUAAUCCUAUUUGGUUUAGGAGUACUUGAUCUGAUUUUGGUUUCGGCAGCUAGUGGAUACCACAUAUAUAUGAACACUGGUGAUCGUGAUGGGGACCGCCAGCCUUGGUAUGUAAUGACCACAUUUGUUCUGAACGCGGUACUAUUUAUCGUAUUGCAGUGUUACGUUCGAGUGAGCAACAGAAGAUCUACCAGCCUACCCUGCCUAAAAUUUAUGAGCAACAAGGGCCCGGACAAGACUACAAAAAGUAAGAAGACUAAAAAGAAGAAGGAUCAGACUAUGGAUGAUAUUGUUUAGAAAGACUACAAUAGUUUAUACUUAAGAAAAUUAUUGGAUCCAAGUGUGCAUUCAGUGAUAUUUCAUAUCAAUUGAAAUUAAUUUUACUAAGAAAAUUCGCUUAUUAGGAAACAAAAAAUGUUUUAUCGAAAUGUGAAAUUUAAUUGUUUUACGCCAUUUUACAAUUGACAAAAGAAUACCUUCAGUUUUCAGAUACGAGGUCUAAAUUGAAGGAAAACCUUUUACGUUAAAGUAUUUUUUACAUAACCCAUAGUUCCAUUAGAAAAUAAGAAUGUUUUUAUCUGCAAUAAUACAAAUACACAGACCUUUAUUAAUUCAAGUCUUUUUAAAUUAAGUAAAUUAUAUGCCAUCUGCAAAUAUGAAACACAGUCAAGUUGAUAUACAUUUAGCUUAUUUAUUGUGUCUCAAGAAACUUUUGUGGAAUGAUAUUUAUGUGAUGAAGUUGUGCACCUGGGGUUUCGUUUCACGCUGCACAUAGUAAAAUCAAUGUAAUGCCUUUGUAUUAGCAAAUAUUGGCAUAUCUGAACUUGAAUCGCUCGAAACUCCAAAUCUGUUGCACCACUUAAGAGAGUCAAGAAACUUUUGAGUUGUGCACCUGUGAUUUCGUUUCUCACUGCACCUAGUAAAACCAGAGUUAUGGCCCCUUAAUGAGCAAAAAUUGGCAUUUCCGGAAUAGGUCGUUCAAAACUCCAAAACUAUAUGACCAAGAAAAAUGAGCGCUUAUGAGAAGGUUGUAUGGGUGAGGAAGUUGUGCAUCUGGGAUUUUGUUUCCCCUUGCACUUAAUUAACCCAGAGAAUUAGCAAAAAAAGCAUUUCGGGACUUGUGUCGAACAAAACUCCAAACCUAGUUCACACAGUCAUAAAUUGUGGGAAUGUGGUCAGAUGAUGAAGCUGAGCACCUGGGGUUUUGUUUCCCGCUGCCCAUAUUAUAUCCCAAGUUAUGACCUUUGAAUAAGGAAAAAUGUUAUUUUGGGAAUAGUGUCGCUAAAAACUACAACUAUUUCAUAGUCAUUUAACCUUGGGGGAAUGUUGUUCUAACGAUGAAGUUCUGCACCGGGGAUUUUGUUUUCCGCUACACAUAGUACAACCAGUGAUUUGCCCUUGAAUUAGCAAAGAUUGACAAUGUUUACCAUUGUAAAUAGAAAAUGUAUUUCAAGCGAGGCCAUGACAUGUUAUAUUAAAUGUUUUGCAUAACAUCAGUUGCAUGGUAAUAAACAUUGAUCAUAAUGAUUGUAGGGCAUUUAUCAAGAUGAUUUUUGGACAUUUCAAAUAAUGUGUGAUAAUCAGUAAUAGUGAGCAUAAUAAUUAUAACUCGGAAGUUUCAAACCAACAAUAAAUCACAAUUGAAGUGUAUAACUUAUGAUUAAACAGUGUAGCAUAAUAUCGAGUGCUUUGUGCAAAACUGUUGUAUCUCCAACACAAAUUAAUGGAGUAACGUCAGUCUUGCAGUUAGCCCUCUACGUGUACUUGACAAACGCGAAACUAUCUUAAUAGUGCAGUCAUAUCUGGUAUAAACAUGCAUGUUUUAUAAAUAACGAUAUGCUUACAAUACCGCAUUUAUUGUGUGAAUUCAUUAUGCACUAUAUAAAUGCAAUAGCUUGUAUAGGAAUGUGAGGGGGGUUUCCCUUCGAUAAAAACAAUACCAUUCAAUCUGAAUUAUUCAUGUCUUUAUUCUAUGCCAGGUCUAACUGCAAACUGAAAAUGUUAUAUUAAUAGUCAAUGUUUGACUGCCUUAAAUUGAUUUAUAGAGAUUAUAUUUGAUGCUUGUUUGUCAAUUAAUAAGCUCUUCAUCAAAAUACAUGAUAAAGUAUGUAUCUAUCAAAAUAUUUCUUUUGCUGCUUUGUGCUGUUAUUUGAGUAUUUUGCUUCUUUUAUGUGCGAGGUUUUGGUAUUUAUAAUUCCAAACAUGAAAGCCCGUGGUUGCUUUAAUGUAGACGUAAGUUUGGUGUUAUCUUGAUUGUUUUCUUUGUGCCAAAGAAACGUUAAUUUGUGUCAUUGCGUCAUGUGUUUGUUAAUUGCCUUGUGAGAUUAAGUGUUCAGAGACAAGGAAAUAUGACGACAUAUUUUAUGACUUAUAAAACUGGAUGUUUAUAUCCAAUAUCACAAGAAUGGGAUAAAGCUUAUCAUAUGCACAUGUGUAUAUAUCUAUUUUAUUACCUACUUACUAAUAGUAUCAUUUUUGAUUGCCUUGCCAUGUUUUAAACCCUUUUUUAUUCGUUAAUCAAAUGACACAUUUAAGUAUGAAGGUGUUGGUUAUUGUCGUCUGUUUUUGAGUUAUUGGUAUGAUUAUUUACAACAGUUAGUGUUUUAAUCAUUGCUAUAAUAAUAGCAUUGAAUGCUUGCCAAUUCUGUUUAAUUGGAUGGAAUGAUUCUUGAAUAAAAGUUUUCUUUGC
Messenger RNA from Mya arenaria, 4252 nucleotides. RefSeq lists its product as uncharacterized. The transcript is spliced from 13 exons. Lineage: Eukaryota; Metazoa; Mollusca; Bivalvia; Myida; Myidae. The coding region runs from base 379 to 1860 and encodes 493 amino acids. The record is from RefSeq and is a predicted model, not a curated record.